AAAUUCUACAAGAAAAAUCUUGUAUCCCUGUGUUAUGGAGCCAUCCCCAGUCUCCUCGACCGCGCAGCUUUGAGCAAAAACCAAGAUGGCGGAGAAAAAACGAGAGAUGAAGGUGACUGCUCAAGAAAUGGCGGACGCCAAGUUGCCCCUACAUGCUCGUGAUUACUGCGCUCAUCUGCUCAUACCACUCAUGAAAUGCCGCAAGGACACCUACUAUGUACCCUGGAAAUGUCAUCACGAGAAGCAUGCUUGGGACAAGUGUGAAUAUGAUGACUUUAUGUACAGAGUGAGAGAAAAGGAAAGACGAAAGCUUCAGGAGAAAGGACACAUUUGAUUUUCAGGAAAUUUUAUUUGUACAACUUAGCCUGUUGUGUUAACAAUUUUCAAAAUGAACCUUGGUCUGAUUAUAUCUUGUAAAUAAAUCCCUCCAAGUGACUCAGUUACUCUUAAACUUGUAUGUUCACUCUGUCAAAAUGAUGUUCUCUUGGCGACAAUUUUGUUGAAGUUGUACACUAUAUAGGAAUAACCAUCAAUAAAAGUAAUUUCUAUUUA
Messenger RNA from Nematostella vectensis (starlet sea anemone), 552 nucleotides. RefSeq names its product NADH dehydrogenase [ubiquinone] 1 beta subcomplex subunit 7. The record is from RefSeq and is a predicted model, not a curated record. Lineage: Eukaryota; Metazoa; Cnidaria; Anthozoa; Actiniaria; Edwardsiidae. The transcript has 3 exons. Gene Ontology annotation, cellular component: mitochondrion. Bases 86 to 334 code for a protein of 82 amino acids.